AUGGCUGCGUACGGCCAUUCAGCGCCGGCGCAGCACGGGGCCUACAGCGCUCCGUUGCAGAUGGCCACCGCGACUGCGCCCCACGGCACCUUCUCACCAGGCACCAAGAUCCAGGUUGGAAGCCACCGAGUGGUGAUACAAAAAUACCUGUCCGAGGGCGGGUUUGCUCAUGUCUACUUGGUCAAACUGCCCUCGCCGGUCAAUGGGACGGACCAGGCGGUCCUCAAGCGCGUCGCCGUGCCGGACAAGGACACGCUGCGGGGGAUGCGCACCGAGGUCGAGACAAUGAAGCGGCUCAAGGGCCACAAAGCCAUUGUUACGUACAUCGACUCGCACGCCUCCGAGAUGAAGGGCGGCGGCUAUGAGGUGUUUUUGCUCAUGGAAUACUGCAACGGCGGAGGGCUGAUCGACUUUAUGAACACGAGACUGCAGCACCGGCUAACGGAGCCCGAGAUCCUGAACAUCUUCAGCGACGUUGCGGAGGGUGUGGCCUGUAUGCACUACCUGAAGCCACCGCUACUGCACCGCGAUCUCAAGGUCGAGAAUGUCUUGAUUACUAUGACGGGCUCGAAGAGGAAAUUCAAGCUGUGCGAUUUUGGCUCUGCCGCGCCGCCGCGACCUGCGCCGACAACUGUCACCGAAUGUCGGCUCAUGGACGAAGACGUGCAAAAGCAUACCACGCUGCAAUACAGGAGCCCGGAAAUGAUCGAUGUGUAUAGGAAACAACCCAUCGAUGAAAAAUCGGACAUCUGGGCGCUAGGGGUUUUGCUGUACAAGCUUUGCUAUUACACUACGCCCUUUGAGGAGCAGGGUCAGCUCGCCAUUCUCAACGCCAGCUACAAGUUCCCAAGCUACCCAGCCUUCUCAGAAAGACUAAAGAAGCUCAUUGCGUCAAUGCUACGCGAGAACCUUCAGUCUCGGCCAAACAUCUUCCAAGUCCUGCAAGAGUCCUGCUCCAUGCAAGGCCGGGAAGUGCCCGUAAAAGACAUAUAUGCCGGGCGUUCGCGUCCUGACUCUCGUGCCCACGAACGUCCCGCGGUUGCUGAGAAGCCAUCGUCUAAUCAGGCUGUGGGAGCCGUUUUCUCACCGCCACCACAGGAACAGCAGGUGAUCCCCGAAGUCGUCCCCAUGAGAAGAGGCCGACCUCAGGCCGCAUCGCAGCAGCCACAUCCACAAGCUGCCAAGCCAAGUCCCUCACCAAUGAGGGUGAAUGGUGAUCCCUUCGCCGCACUCGACACAAAAUCCGCCAAGAGCAAGGGUGGUGAUGAUCUGUCGUCGAGAUUCCCGACGCUUGAUCAAUUCUCACUUCUUCAUGAUAAGGGGUCCAAGUUUCAGUUUGAAGAUGCGGCACCAGCCGCCACGACACUGAGGUCCAAGGAUGCAGGACAGAGUGUACCGGACAGGGCUGCGGAUGAAGCUUUUGCACCAUCUCAGCCCAAGCCGACACUGACAGCCGGGCCAUCGAGACAGUCAGUUGCCCUUCCUCAAACGAAUAAUUACGCCAAACCAACUAUGGACCCGCCUGUUACAUCACCUCCCGUUAAAUCCGUAUCUGCUCCGCCCAAGCCAUCAGAGAUGAGCCGCGCAUCAGCCAUCAUCUCCAGUACGCCGGAACUACAGGCGAUUUCCUCGCAGACUUCACAGCCGGCCCAGCCCUCGCCUUCCAGACCACAAAUGGUCUCUAUCGGAACGAUGACGACGCCGCCCCCUCAAGAAACGCCACAGUCGCAGUAUCAGAUCUACCGCUUCCCGCCAUCAGAUCACCACCGUUCGUCCAGUCUUCCCCGUCAGCAAGAGACCGGCGGCUCCGGCUAUCUUCGUGCUGGGACACCUCUCUCGUCUAGGUCCGGAGCCGCGCAACGUGAAUCUUUCCAGGCACAGCCCAGCCACGUGAGACAUCCAUCGUCUUCUCGCCCCUCUCUUGAAGGGGGGCGGCCGAGCACUGAAUAUUUUGAGCCUCUUGCAAAGUCAAAAUCUCAGACCAGUCGACCUCGGCCUGUCAGUACGUAUCUGGAGUCCAACUUGGACUUUCUCAAGGAGCGGGAGAGUGCGCCGAGACCACUUAAAUCGCCUGGACUCCCGUCUCCCAAUCUUAUUGACACUGAGCCGUCCCCGAGGUUAGAACCCAGCGAGGAUCGGAACAUUGAGUCCAAUGUCGAGUUUCUCCGGUCUAUGGAGGACUCCGAUAAGGGUCACACUAAACAAUCCAAGAGAUCCAGCCUUGGUUCGCUCUCGGGCACGAAGAACAUCCUCGCCGGAAAGUUUGGGGAUGCCUUCAAACGCUUUGAGGGACAAAAAGAGGCUCCUCCUCCUGCACGAACACCAUCGCCCCUGAAGGACAUGGAUCGGCAUGACCUGACGCCUAUCACCGGCUCUGUAGCCACCGAUGGACGCAGUGACGACGGCCAGGUCCUGGAUGAGACGGAAGACAUGACACCGGAGAUGCGCAGAGAAAUGGAACGUAGAAGACUGGCGGAAGAGGAAAGGAGAGUGGAAGCCGCAGCCGCAGAGUACCGGCAGCGAGUCACUCAACGCAACGCGAGCUCAUCGGGUGGCCCGCCCACGGUACCGCCAAAGAGCAUCGGCGGUGUUUCUCGCGCCGUCUCUAUCCAGAACAAAGUCCAGAGCUUGCUCAGCGAGUCACAGGGCACAAGUCAUGUAUCCAGACAGGCCGAGGGUUACGGGCACUUUGCGGACGCCGCCACGGCGGCAAGCCGUCCGGCCGACAAGAAGCCCGAGGUCCCUAGAAAAACGGUCGGCGUUGGGAAGACAUUCCCCCCACCUGAUCGGCACGUCCAGUCGGGCAGCCCGGUCAACGUCUCUGUCCAUCGCUCUUCGACUCUUCCCCCCGACCCUUCCAGCUCUCGUCCCACGGCCAGCGCCACUGGUGGUCCGCCCAAACCAGCAGCAAAGCCGAAGCCGAUCCACUUGAACAAGAACCUGACUGCGGGCGGCGCCGGCACCGGCCGGCCUGCGUCUCCGCAGAAGCCGAGCUACCUGGGCAAGACGCUGCCCGGGCCCCCCGCGCAGCAGCAGCAACUGGUGGCGAUGGACCUCCCGGGCCAGCCGGCCCUAGAUAUGUCGCCGCAGGAGAAGGACGACUACCUGCGGGACUUUUCCAAGCGGUUCCCCAGCCUGACCUCCAUCGAGAUGGUGGAGAGGGAUCUGGGUGCCGAGGCGGAGGGGCAGCGCAGGUAA
Thyridium curvatum is the source of this 3198-nucleotide messenger RNA. RefSeq lists its product as uncharacterized. Gene Ontology annotation, molecular function: protein serine/threonine kinase activity; ATP binding. The record is from RefSeq and is a predicted model, not a curated record. The coding region runs from base 1 to 3198 and encodes 1065 amino acids. The transcript is spliced from 3 exons. Gene Ontology annotation, cellular component: cytoplasm. Lineage: Eukaryota; Fungi; Ascomycota; Sordariomycetes; Thyridiales; Thyridiaceae. Gene Ontology annotation, biological process: actin cortical patch assembly; actin filament organization; protein autophosphorylation.